This is a messenger RNA of Dentiscutata erythropus, 484 nucleotides long. The record is from the annotation of a GenBank genome assembly. NCBI's taxonomy places the organism in Eukaryota, Fungi, Glomeromycota, Glomeromycetes, Diversisporales, Gigasporaceae.
GAUCUUCCAAGUAAUCGUUCUAAUAUUCGCCAUAAUCGUGAGAACAAUGAAAAGUUAUGGCUAGUUGAGGAUAAUCCUAUAUUUAUUGAUCUAGCAAAUAUUAAUCGACGUAUUGUGGUGUGGCUACGUGAUUUACAAGAGCCUGAAAAUUAUAAAUUUCAUGUUCGAGAAAUUAUCUACAAUUUUGAAAACCUCGGUAAAGGAAAAGUUAUUACACAAUUAUGUUCUCUCUGGGCUAUUGAGGCUAAAUCAAUUAAACUUAUAUUCAUGGCACCCAUGACCGAUAUUACUUAUCAAGAACUACAAAAGUUAUUAAUGAAAGAGCGCAAUAUACUUAUUCAACAAAAUCUCCGGUUUGGUACUAGUGCCAAUCCAUUUCCUAAUCUCGUUACGAACUCCUAUCUUAAUAAAAUUUUUUCAAAUUGGUAUGCUUUUAGCAAUACACCACUUGCCUCAACAACUGAACAAGAUAAAACAAAUAAUG